AUGUCUUCUAACAAACGGAAAAGAAGUUCUACCUCUGUGGCGUCGACAUCAGGUCACUCAAGGAGGAUUUCAUUUCCCAUUGAUGUUGAUGUACUACCUGUUUAUUAUGAUUGUGGUGAUUGCUCCUGUGUAUGCGAAUUCUGUGGUGCUUUAUUUUGGUUUACUGAAAGAGUUCUUCGAUAUUCUCGAGUUAAUCACCCACGUUAUACUCAUUGUUGUCGAUCGGGUGAUGUUGUUCUUCCAAAUCCUAUUACUCCGCCAAAUGUGUUGUCUCGGUUUUUUGAAGAUGAUAGUUUUAUGCGCAAUAAUGAAGUUGUUAAUCGAAUUUGUGCUUUUCGUGAAGACAACAAUGUGGUUUUAUCUGCAGAUAUUGUCGCUUGUCUGAGUGACAUGUUAACUGCAAACAACGAAUAUGUGCGUACUUUUAAGACAGCAAAAGAAAUUUCGCCGUCUAUGAGUUUGGAUUCGUAUGCUGUUCGUCUAUUUAACACUGUUCCUGAUAAGAGAUAUGGUCCCCCGGCUGCCGGUACUUUGGGUUGCAUCGUUUGUGGAGAUGAUGUUGGUGGCGCCUCCUAUGAUGUUGUCAUAUACUCAAAGAUAGGUUUACCUCAACGUAUAAGUAAAUUACAUCCAAGUUACAUGCCUUUGAUGUAUCCCCUAUUAUUUCUGUACGAUGAAGCAGAUAAUACAACUAUUCCUUCUUAUUCGUUAUCUGAAUUUGCUUCUUGGCUCCUUGAUAUUGGAAAUGGAAAUAUUGGUGUUCCAGAUGCAACCGAUCCAGAAAACACAAAAGUUAUAGAUAUACCUCCCAAAUUUAUCAUUGACACAACGAAAGGACUUCAAUCACUUAUAGAUUUUGUAUAUGGAAGUGAAAUAUUGGCAAACCCAUCACCUGAAAAUUUAUCAGAUAGAGCCAUUAUUUGUCCGAAAAAUGAAACUGCAUAUAAGGUGAAUGCUUUCAUCUCACUGAAGAAUACAGGUCAUCAAAUUGUGUAUAACAGUUCAUCUCGCAUACACAAGACACAAUCGAAUUAG
Messenger RNA from Lactuca saligna, 1035 nucleotides. NCBI's taxonomy places the organism in Eukaryota, Viridiplantae, Streptophyta, Magnoliopsida, Asterales, Asteraceae. The record is from the annotation of a GenBank genome assembly.